Molecule: messenger RNA, 681 nt
Organism: Mesocestoides corti
Lineage: Eukaryota; Metazoa; Platyhelminthes; Cestoda; Cyclophyllidea; Mesocestoididae
Source: the annotation of a GenBank genome assembly
AUGAAAAAAUCGCGUGGAGACAAGUACCGUGAUGCAACGGAGUCAAAGAAAGAUGCAAAGAAAGAUCUUAACGAGCUUAAACAAGAGCUCGCAAUGGAUGAGCAUCAGAUAUCCUUGGACGAACUCUAUGCACGUCUUGGGACAAAUCCGGAGACCGGUCUUACUAGUGAGCAAGCAAAGACCCGUUUAGAUCGUGAUGGUCCAAAUGCUCUAACACCACCAAAAACUACCCCGGAAUGGGUAAAGUUUUGCAAGAAUAUGUUUGGUGGUUUUUCGCUGCUUUUGUGGAUUGGUGCUGUUCUCUGUUUUAUUGCUCAUGCAAUUCUUGCUGGAGUCCAGGAAAACCCAACUAAUGAUAACUUGUACCUUGGCAUCGUGUUGGCCGCCGUCGUCAUUAUCACUGGUUGCUUUUCCUACUAUCAGGAAUCCAAGUCGUCGAAAAUUAUGGAGUCCUUUGCCAAGAUGGUCCCACAAUAUGCGGUGGUGAUUCGUGGAGGACAAAGGAUUGACGCUCCUGCAGAGGCUCUGGUCGUCGGUGACAUAAUUGAAGUGAAGUUUGGCGAUCGCGUUCCAGCUGAUAUCCGUGUGAUCAAAGCGAGUUCCUUCAAGGUUAGCAGUUCAUUUACAUUUUGGCACCCUGCCAAGCCAUCAAGGACUACAUUGGGUUCCAGUUUGCUUUGA